AACAGUCUUCCAAUAUAAAAAAGAAUUUCAAAUAUGAAAAAAACGAAAAAUAAAUAGGAUAGCUUUUAAAGAUUGUAGCCCAACAAAUUAAUAUUAUGGUGGACUAAUAUCGUUAGUUUGCUUGGAUUUCAAGGUCGCGAGGAUACAUUUGUGCGCAAAGAUUGAAAGAGAAAUGAAUUAGAGAUGCGUGGAAAUGUCAAAGUAAAAAGUAAUAUUUGCAAGUUUCAAAAGUUUGUGCUGAUAAAUAAAAACAAUAACACGCUUUUUAUCGGGUAAAAUCCAAUUCGCAAAUAAGUCGCUGGAAGUCACGUCAUCUGUAAAGCUAAAGAGAAAAAUAAAAACGUGACGGCAAACAAAAUCUUAUAACAAUUAAAUUUAAUAAUGGAACAGGGUUUCAGUUCCGGGGGCUCGAAUGCCUCCGGCGAUAGUGUUGGAGGCUUUGGCCGAAAUAGUGCUAUUGGAAAUCCCAGUGCAGACAUUGUGAGAGGUGGUGAUAUUAUUUACAACAAGAAUGUCACACAUAACAGUGGGGGCAACGGUAACGGACUUACGCCUGAAGUGAAGGAGAUCUAUAGAUCUCUGUAUAUUAUUGCCAAACAACUGGACGACGAGAAAAAACACAUAAGCACUAUUUCCCAACUAUUUCAACAUGACCUGGAAGAGAAGCGUGCUCAGCUGGUGCAGCUUUGCAAGAAAAUCAUUUUCAAGGAUUAUCAGUCGGUGGGCAAAAAAGCGCGUGAAAUUAUGUGGCGCAAGGGGUAUUACGAAUUCAUUGCUUACGUGAAGAAAAAUUGGCAUAAAGAGUUAAAGGACAUCACACAGUCGGGCACCCAGGACAAUCUGUUAAAAGUAGAGCGCUUUUUAUGCGCUGGCAUAUCGAACUACAAACGUAUGGCUGCCAAAAUGGAGGAAAUCUAUGAUCUAGACUUGAAGUACUUGAUCGAUUUUAGCAUAAUUAGCGAUGGUUACGUGCGCGAAAUCGAGCACAAGCAGUCGGACGACGACGUUGGCGGUGGCGACAUUAGUGCCGCACAUGCAGUGGAUAAGAGUUUGGAAGCAGUUUCAUUUGCUUUGGACACCAUACAUUCGGCCCUUUUAAGCUUAGGCGACUUGCAUCGCUAUUUCUUGGAUUUUCGCAUUGAUACACGCCUUAAAGUCACCAAACAACAGGCGGCUAAGUACUAUUUCGAAGCGUUUAAAUUGAACCCUGCUAUUGGUAUGUCGCAAAAUCAACUUGGCACUCUAUACUAUGGCCAGAACCAUGAUUUGGAUUCCAUUUAUCAUUACUUGUAUUCAUUGGUUAGCAUUGUGCCAUUCGAGUUGAGUGAAAACAAUGUUUGUAAGCUAUUCGUCGCACAUGCUGAGUAUUUGGAGAAAUUGGAUCCAGAGAAGAUAGAAUUCAGUUUGCAAGAUUUCUAUGCACGCUUCUAUUUGAUUGUGGAUAUAUUUUUCUUCGAUAAAGAAGUGCCCGAUUUUAAUUCACUCUGCCAUUGUGUACUGGUGGACCUGCGUAAAGUGCUCUGCUCGAAAGCGUUCACAAUCGAAGAAGGCUGCAUUUUCAAAAUAGUCUCAAUACUCUUCUUUUGCUUGUCGAAACUGAAGAUGAUAAACUCGCAGAAGGUUUACUCUUUAAAUGCUUUUCUAGUGGCCGUAUGCUCUGACCUAAUGGAUGCGUGUAUUGUGAAUCUCGAGCAAACAAUCUUAGCCAAAUCCGUUGAGAAUGAGGAAUUCCAUGGCAUGUAUGCCGAUAAGUUUGAGGAAUUCAAUAUGGUUGUGCGUAAGUCGCGCAACGAGUAUAAAAAUUGGCUUGUAACCAUCGGUGAAGCUGAUCGGAAAGAGAAGAAAGCUAACGCAAAGCCAUCUUUAAAAGAGUUCUCAUCUGAUUCUCGCGAGAGUCAACGCUCCAAUGAUGACUAUGUCAUCAAAACUCAGGAUAGCCAUAAGCAUGCCAAAAUGGAUGGUGGGACGGAUAAGAAUGUUGAUCCGAUAUCAACGCGUUCAAGCGACGAGGCUAAAGAAAGCGAUCUAAAAACCCCGCUUUCCUGCAAGAGUAAGAAAAGAGGUAUGAAAUUGCGUCGGCGGAGGCGCAAAAUUGCACAAUCAGAUGAUAGUUCCUGCUAUGAUACCGAGAGUGAUAUGGAUACGGACUUUAGCACAGACGAUGAGGACUAUACCGAUCUGAGCUCGAAUUUCGAUACUGAUUUCAGCGAUAUUGAAGUUGAGCCAGUAGCUGAUGACCGAGAGGAGGCAGACGAAACUGAUUUUGCAAAGCGCACUACUAAAUCAGAACUGCAAGCGCAAAAUGCACCUCGUUUAUCCUCUGCCGCUUCCAAGGAAAGCCUCACUUCGAACGAAGGCGUUGGUCCGACUUUCUCUGAUAAUGAAGAUAUCGUAAUUGAAGAGGAGAAAAUUAUUUAUCCCGAUGAACAGCAGGCACAGCUUGUAAAGCAACGCACUGACUCACAGGAAGUCGAUAGCGAGGAAUUGCUGCGCAGCUUCGAAGUUUUGCAGUUGAAUGGCAGCGGCUCACUUAACUUUAGGAAUACCGACAAUGAAGAAUCAAUGCCGCCAGUCGCUGAAUAUAACGAAAAACGCCAGCCUGUUGACGAUGUGAAUUUAAAUCCCGGCGAGCCGCCAAAGAAAUUAGUUUAUCGCAAUAAGUAUACUAAAAUCAAUCCCAAUAUUAUUGUUGAGUUUGCCCGUCAUGAGCCGACUAUGCGUGCAUUGAAAAUCCUUUACGAUUGGCUACGCAUCAAUCAUGAAAUACUCUUCGGCUGCUAUCACUCCAACCCGGAGUUCAUACACAAAAUUAUGAAGUUGUUAAAUUAUUGCAACAUCGACAUUUUCACUCGCAAAGUGUACUUCGAACGUGAGUUUUUGACUACGCCCAAUGUACGCACCCAACUCGGGGACUUAUUUGAUGUGCGUGCCAAUGUUCCAUUAGCUGAGGAUUUCGUUUUCAAAAAUUUCGACAUUUUCCAAGGCACACAACUUACUCUAGAUUGGGAGACAACUAUACGCGAACAUGUUACACCCGAAGAGGAGUGUAUUUUGCGCAUUUUCAAAAUGGUCGAUUUCGGUUUCUUUAUUUGUAAGCAAAAGAAAUUCAACUAUCGCUUUUGCGUAAAAACACGCCGUUUUACUGAGAAUGCGAAGAAGAAGCGUGAGGAGAAGAAAUCAUCCUCGCGCCGUCGUGAGCGACGCACGAUGAAAAACGCUACACGCAAGCGGGCCGAAGGACGGACUCGUCGCUACUCGGAUCGCAAGAAUGGGAUCGUACGCAAGAGUUAUACUAGCAACGAAGAAAAAGAUACUGUUGAGGAGUGUAAGAAAGUGCCGCGCAAAGGUUACUUACGUAAUCGUAAUAUUGAAAAAUCGGUGGCCAGCUGUAAUUCCGGGGGUGCUGGGGGCGGCGGUGGUGGUGGCACGUCUGCCUCAACGACCACAAACAGCGCUGUUUGUGACAAAAUAUUGAUGCAAUCGAGUAGUGGCGCUGACGAAGAGCGUUCAGAGGCAAUGUCGAAGAAAUGCGAGAUUAUGGGCAAGUUGUGGCUAAAGAACGAGGUCGAGACACUUGAGGAAGAGCUACGGAAGAACCCCUUGAAUAUCAUCAUGACUCCCUUCUUGGUUGUCGAUGCAAAAGCUUUGACUGAGUAUAAUGGCAUUGUGAAAAAUUUGGUGAAAACCAAAAAGUUUAUUGUGCUCAUACCAAAUGCAGUUUUGAAUGAGUUGGACGAUUUGAAAAAGCGCAGUGAAAAUGCGCGCAAUGUCAUACGUUGGCUGGAACAGGAGUUUAAGCAUGGAAAUCGUCACUUGCGCGCCCAGCGCGAUAAUGAGAAUUUGACCCUAUCGCUGUUGAAAAUACCCAGGAAGUUGGAUCGCGACGCUAGCGUCUUUCUGCAGAUAGCCCAAUUUUGUAACCAUCUCGUUGCCAAUCAUUCUGAUCCCAAAUCUACCGAAUUUCAAACAAAUGUUGUCACUUACUUGUCCGGCGAUUCACUUUAUGAGAAACAACGCAAUCAAACGAAUUUCAGCUUCACGGGCAUAUUGGAUGCUAUACCAGUACGUUAUGAACAGAUAUCUAAUUUCUAUGCGAAAUUCAAGGCCAACAAGAAAUGAACCCAUACACGCUGCAGGAGCAACGCCUGCGUGGAGCGCCUGUGUGAACACGAGAUCAUAAACGCAAAUGAAGAUAUGAUGAUUACAGCAGGUGAAAAAUACGAGCUUACGAAGGAAGAAAUAUCUAUGAAAAUGAAAAAAAUCAUAUCAAAUCAAUUCAAACAAAACCAAGCAAACAACACAGAAACAAUUCCAAAACGUAAAUGAUGAGUGGAUUUAUUCAACGCAAUAACAACAGAGGCGGCAGCGGCAGUAAUAGUAGCAGCAACAACAACAAUUCAAAAUGCAACUGUAGACGCGUACGAGCAGUUUGAAAAAUCCUUAAAAGUAAAAACUACAACUUAAACGAGUUUAUUUGAAAAAUCAGGACUGCGAUGAUGGAGAGGAAGGUGGGUGAAGGCGGUGAUAAUGGUGACGAUGACGUUGACAACGUUUACCGUAUGUUGAAGGUGUGACGUUGAUGUUGAAGUAUAGGAAGAAAUCAACGGUUUCUGGCAACGACAUCAAAAGCAGCAUUUAAACAAAUCAUGGUAACAUGGGUGGUUGCGUUGGGCAUAAAGCUCGACGUUGGGGAAAAAUAUAAUUUGCGAAGAUGAUGGCGUGACAAAUAGGCGAUUCAGAGAGUUUAUGCUGACGACUGCUAUAACAAUGUCAGCUUUUAGAUGAGCAGUCAUUUCGAAAAUUAUGUAUUACCAAAAAAUUUAAAACAAUAGCCCAAAACAAAAGUAAACAGGAAUAUAUAUAGAAACUACAGAAUCCAGUCACAAAAUUUAAGUACAAAAGUUCGGGAAUUUUCAGAAAAUAAUGAAAAAAGACAUUUAAACCAUUCUUAAUGUGAUUAGUAGGGAUGCAAAACUGAUCUUUUCGACCGUAAAAUCACUUUAGUUAUUGCCAAAUUUUUUGCGGUUAGCAAUAGUUGCUUACGUUACAAAUUUCAACAAAAUGUUUUAUAUUUUCAGUAUAUUAUUUUUUUCAAAAUUUUAGAAACUUUUAAUUUAUAACAAUUCUGUUAAAAUUGAAUAAUUGUUUCUCGAAUUAGUUUACGCAGAAAUUAAUAUUUUCUUUGAAGCUUAUUUUUUUGAUUAAAAUUUUCUCGAAUAUAAAUUCUUUUUCAAGUUAGCCCAUAAUUCUUCAUAAAAAGUAUUUCAAUAUAUAAUCGCAAAAAAUAUGCUGAAUAAUUUUACUGUUUUACAUUCUCUUAACGAAAGUGAUAUAAAAGUCUAAAAGUCCAAAAAUUCAAAAAUGCAAAAACCCAUAAUAUCGUUUCCAUGUACAAUCCCAUAUUUGUAACUGCUCUCUGAUGUACUCGAUGCUAUGAAUAUCAGCAAAUAUACCCGUAAGGACCGCGCUAUCGUCGAACCAACGCUUUCGUUGCUUAUGUAUUUGUGUAGUUAUGUUUGUGUGCGCGCGGUUGCGACGAAAGGUUUGUCUACAAGCAUUUCCAAUGUAACACAAAACACUUUCAAACAUCAUCUAUCAAAAUAUAUAGUCUACAUUCGCAUUCGAUUUGAUAUGUGAACUGAGCAAGUCGCUUAUCAUUUGCUAAAAUCAAAAAACACAAAAAAAAAGAAACAAAAAAUCAAUUGGAGAGACCUUCCCGAUUUUGUGAAGCAGGUUUAAAUUUAUUCAAACCAUGUUUUUGAUAUUGUAAAUGCUGCACCAAGCUUUUCAAUAGCCAAGCUUUAGGCAUCCCGCUUGCUUGCAUAGCUGCAGUCUUUCAAAUGCACUAUCGCACAUAUCCGGUGUGGUCUCCAAUUCUUCUCUAAAUGUAGGAGUAUGUGUGCGCAUCAGCACAAUUUUUUUGUCGCUAGACAUUUACAUUUACAUUCGUAUACGCAUAACUGAACUACGUCGUAACCCAAUACGAAAGAAAAUUCGUGACACAGUUUUCCUAUUGCACAGUGUGUCAUAUUCGUAUCAAAAUACAGCUAAAUAUAUACAAUACAUAUGGGAAAUGCACUCAACUAUCAAUGUGUGCUCUAUGCUUUGAAUGUACAUAUGUAACGAUGGCAGUUCGGAUAUCGAAUGUAUUUUACGUUUUCCUUUGUAUGACGUUGUGCUUUCCAUUAUUUCAGUAAGUUUUGUGGAUUUAAAAAAGUCACUAGUAAAACAUGUAGGUAUGUAUGUUUGUAUGGCACACUGUUCUUGGGCAACCGUCAGUAAACCGCUUUCAGUCAUAUCAGUUAGCUAAAGUUGGCGUAUUUUUUAGAUAUACCGAGAAAUUCAACUUUACCAAAAAAUCUUUCACAUACACAUUUUUUUUAGAUUAAAAGUUUAGAUUGCAGUAAAAAUCUAUUUUUGCCACCAAAAAGUUCAAUUUUAAUUACAUUUAAUUUUGAGGACUUCGAAUCCAUGCAAUACUCCAAAAUGUUUGCAAUAGAAUUUUUCCAUAGUAAAUAUGUACAAUAUUGGAAGUAACGUUAGUCGAAUCUGUAUGAUACUUAAUACUCCAUUUUCUAAGUUUCCUUGUACGGCAUCCUAAAAAUUAAAAAAGUCAAAUUAUCUAAGUAUUUUUCGCAUACAUUUUAUUUCAAAAGAACUCCUUAUGUUUUUAAACAGUGACUAUUUCCUUCCGUCCACAAAAGCACAAUAAUCCAAAAUUGACGGCUGCUUAAAACAGUUUUUGCACAGAUGUACAUACAUACUUAAAUAUUCGUUCUGUGAUUUAUAAAAGUGGAUUAAGAAAGAAUUACGCAGGACACAGCAUGGGCAUUUUCACAUCUUAAAUAUUUCUAUAAGAACCCGAAAUCGUACGAAGAAGUCUCUAUUAAAUCCCUCACUUUUGAAAGCAAUAAGAUAUUAUUCAUUAUGGAUAAAUAAAUAUCAACCGUAACCAUUCACAAAAGAUUAAAAAAAUAAAUAAAUAAUUUAACCUCAGAACCAAGUUCCCAUUCAUGCAAACCAGUUUUUAAUCGGUGAAGUCCCCCUCCCUUCUAUUUCGAAUGCCCCUGCUGAGUCCUGUGCACUUCUUGCAAUUCACUUUUCAUAUUUCACGAAUUUCAUAAUAUUUUACUUAAGUAACAAUUAUUUUUACUACAAAAAAAAAAUCAUAUCGGAACCUUAAUUUCAAAUCAUAAUUACUUUGUAACUUAUGUUAAUCAUAGUCAUAAUCCGUACUCAUUUUUAAGGCAGCUGAUCUGCCUGCGUUAUCGUUGUUUUGCAUUAAACAAAGAAACAAAAACAAAUUAAUAGAAAACAAAAAAAAUUAUAAAAAAAAUUUAUAAAAAAAAUAACAAAAAAAUAAAAAUUACGAAAAAAACUCUUCCCAUGAAAGCUCCGCAAGUUGGUGUAGCUGCUUUCACAAAAGCUUUAAAGCUCACCGUCAAACUUCGGCCACUUGUAGGGCGUAUCCCUCUUGUGCGCAUAACUUGCACCUAUACUGAGCUUUUCACUCCAUAUUACUAUCGGUUUUAGAUUACCUAAAUCUUUGUGCACUUUAGUUUUUUAGUAUUUACAUUAAUAUUAAAAAAUGAAAGCGCAGCAUUAGUUUAUAACUUUAAACGUACUAAUGAAUUUCCGUUCGAUUUAUAUUCGGUUUGUGAACUUGAAAAUUCCUCAACGCGUUUUAAUAACAAACAAAUUUUUAUUCCUUAAUUUGCGCCUUAUUAAAAUAUAUAUAAACAGACAUAUAAAUGAUUUCCUUGCCUGUCCCCUCAAUCUCCUUAAUAAUACUUGAAAAUAAAAGUAUAAAAAAUUCUUGCUCGUCGGGUUUAACCAAACUUAUGCAUACAUUCUAACUGUAUCUAUAUGCCGUUAAUCUUCAAAUUAAAAAAAUAUUAUUAAUUAACAAAAUUUUAAUUUGUUGUCUUUACAUGUUUUAUCUUAAAAUAUUUUAGAUCAUAAAAUAUGUGUUCAAAAUAUUGCAGAUUUUAAUUCCCUUAGUUCAUAUUAUGUAUUUCUCAUAAAUUGAAAAUUUCUUGUAUUUGUAAAUUGGUUUAUUACAAUAGCAGUAACAAUAAAGCUCGACA
Messenger RNA from Anastrepha ludens (Mexican fruit fly), 8087 nucleotides. It is a transcript of the gene Smg5, whose product is annotated as nonsense-mediated mRNA decay factor SMG5. Gene Ontology annotation, molecular function: telomerase RNA binding; telomeric repeat DNA binding; protein binding. The transcript is spliced from 7 exons. Gene Ontology annotation, biological process: nuclear-transcribed mRNA catabolic process, nonsense-mediated decay. Lineage: Eukaryota; Metazoa; Arthropoda; Insecta; Diptera; Tephritidae. Gene Ontology annotation, cellular component: telomerase holoenzyme complex. Bases 382 to 4119 code for a protein of 1245 amino acids. The record is from RefSeq and is a predicted model, not a curated record.